GCCUCUGCUAUGUAUAUUCUGGCACAGUAGUGCAUAAACUAGUUCCUUAUUUGAUCAUAAAUUGCCAAGGGAGUUUAUAACUCCUUUCCAGAUGUGUGGUGAAGCCUUGGCUGCCAUGAUCAUUUGAGUCACUGAGUACUCUUUACUGAAUCUGAAUGUGCCAUUUCACCUGAGCUGACGAAAUGAGGUAACUUCAUCCUUGGUAUAGUUGUGUUAUCAAGGUAUGAAUUUGUGUACCCUGCCUAUAUAACAUCAGGUGAGGACAAUAAGAAAAUGAAAGCCCAGGCUCUUCCAGUCACCAAAAAGGACAGCCACAUUAAGAAAGAGAAAGAAGGCGUUGUAGUCAUAGAACAACAGAGUGCCACAACCUUAGACUUGGUCGGUGAACAGGUUUGGCGUGGAGCUCUCCUUCUUGCAGACUUUAUCUUCCAUUAUCCUGAGAUCUUCAAGAAUGCGAAUAUCCUGGAACUGGCUUCUGGGGUUGGAUUGACUUCUAUUGUUGCCAGCAUGGUUGCAAAGAAAGUGUUGAUUACAGAUGUGGACCGUGGGGAUAUUUUUUCUCUAAUUGAUCGCAAUUUCAAAAGAAAUAAAGCAUUGGUUAAAGCAGAAACCCUUGUGAAGGAACUAGAUUUUGACAACCAUGCUACAAUAGAUGAAAACUCUGAGUUACUUAAAGACUUCCCUAUCAUCCUGUCUGCAGAUAUAAUAUAUAACAACCAGUUGACAGAUCUGUUCUUCAAAACUGUAUUGAGAUUGAUGAGUGAUCCACCUAACAAGAUAUUAUAUGUGGCACAGGAGAAAAGAUACAUUUUUUCACUCGCAUUUUGCUAUGAAUAUUUCCUUGACCGCAUAGAGUGGCUGCGUUCUCAGAAUACGUCAAGCAUUAACUGGACAAUAGAAGAAGUCCCCAUCGAUUUCAAGCAGUACUUCAUCUAUGAAAAGUCAGAGAAUCUAGUUCUUUGGAAAAUUUGUGCCGAGUUAAAAUGAUCUGUAGCAAUUAAUAUAUUUCUUGUUACUAAUAAGUGUUAUAUACAUAGGUAUUCAAAAUUGUAUUUAAGGCAAUAGGAGGUCUAGAGAUAUGCAAUGAGAAUGGAAAUGAGAUUUGAUAUAUUUUUCCUCUUUGUACAAAUUUGUGAUGUCCAUUUACUAUGAAAUCUUUAAGAGUUAAAUAACUUAUCACUGUAGGCAAUGUAUUUGGCACAUUUCGAUUAAAUCUACGUCAAUAUUGGAUGUGUAGUGAAUCUCCAGCCAAGUGGCAGAGGAACCGGAAGAAAGAACAUGUCUCCCCUCUGAAAACCAAACGAGGCCGCCCAUGCCCGUGGAUGACCUAUGUCCAGGAAGCUGGGGAGGGGAAAAUGUUAUGUUUUAUGGUGUUGCAUAUGUUUUUAUGGUGUUGGCUAUGUUUUAUGUUGAGAAUUAUAUUGAUUUGUAUUUUUAUUCUUGUUUUCUCUCACCUAAACGGCACAGAAGAGCACAUUCUGCCUCAUGGUGGAUCAUAUAAUCUUUUUAUCCUUUUUAGUAAAGUUCUAAUAAAUCUUUUUACAUAUUUUAAGAUUUCUUUUAAAUCAAAUAGUCUUUUUUAAAGGGGAAAGGGCAUUUUAUGAAGAGAGGAAGACACCGCCAUCUCUUAAUAAUAAUAUCUUAAUAAUAAUGCUUGCUGGGAGGGUUAUAUAUAGGUCCGGAAUGGCCAGGUCAAGGGGGGGAGAGCAUCUUUUAGCCAUGGGGCGUUUGGUCCCUGGUCACGAGGUUUACAUAGUAAAAGGCGGUAAGAUGGUAUCUUUACUUUUUUUGCUCUUUUUAUCUUUGCUCUUCAGUGCUCUUUUUAGUAAGUUCAUUUACUUUUUUUGCACAUUCAGUUUUAAUGUUCAGUGUUCCCUUUUUAUCUUGUUGUUCAGUGUUUCUUUUUAUCUUGCUCAGUGCUCAUUUACGUGUUAAAGUUUAGGGUUGUGUUCCUUUUUAAUGUCAAGUGUUUUUUUGGCACUUUUACUCCCACCUGUUUUUGGGAAUAUGGAGGGUGAUUCUCCAUUUUUUUUUAUUGUCUUUGUGGAUUUGAAUUAAAGGAUUUAUGCUUUUAAUAAACUUUUGUGA
Penaeus indicus is the source of this 2088-nucleotide messenger RNA. Its product is annotated as methyltransferase-like protein 22. Gene Ontology annotation, molecular function: protein methyltransferase activity. The record is from RefSeq and is a predicted model, not a curated record. The transcript is spliced from 6 exons. Lineage: Eukaryota; Metazoa; Arthropoda; Malacostraca; Decapoda; Penaeidae. Bases 274 to 987 code for a protein of 237 amino acids. Gene Ontology annotation, biological process: protein methylation. Gene Ontology annotation, cellular component: nucleus.